AUUAAUCUUGCAUUCGCUCCGCCAUGCCUCCUCCGCAGCCCCGUCACCUCCGGCAGCCGAAUCACCGGCUGGACCCGAAAAUAUGGCGUGCGUGCGCCGGCGCAGCUGUCCAAAUCCCGAGGGUGCAUUCUAGGGUUUACUACUUCCCCCAGGGCCACGUGGAGCACGCUUCUCACUCUCCUCACUACCUAUCGCAUGUCCUCCGUUCACCACCCUUCAUUCCCUGCCGCGUCUCCGCCGUCGACUUCCUCGCCGAUCCCGUCUCCGACGAGGUCUUCGCCAAGAUCCUCCUCACUCCUAUCGCCGACCUUUUCAACGAACCACCCGAAGAACUCGGCGACAGUUACGGCGACAAGGUCGUCUCCUUCGCCAAGAUUCUCACGCCCUCCGACGCCAACAAUGGCGGCGGGUUCUCCGUUCCCAGGUUCUGCGCUGACUCCAUAUUCCCGAAGCUCGACUUCGAUGCCGACCCGCCUGUCCAGGUCCUUUCCGUCACCGACGUUCACGGCGUCUCGUGGCAGUUCCGCCACAUUUACCGCGGGACUCCCCGGCGGCACCUGCUCACCACCGGCUGGAGCAAGUAUGUGAACCACAAGAAGCUCGUCGCCGGCGAUUCCGUGGUUUUCAUGAAGAACUCGAGGGGGGAGAUGUUCGCCGGGAUUCGUAGGUCCUUGCGAUUCGCCGGUGCUGGGAGCAGCAAGGUUGAAGAUGAGCAGCAGAAGGUGGUUGCGUCGGCGGUGGAAUCGGCGGCGCAGAAGGUGCCGUUUGAGGUUGUGUAUUAUCCGAAGGCUGGUUGGUCGGAUUUCGUGGUGAAGGCUGAGGUUGUGGAGGAAGCAAUGAAGACCUUGUGGUGUCCUGGAAUGAGAGUGAAGAUGUCUAUGGAGACUGAGGAUUGUUCCAGGAUGACAUGGUUUCAGGGGACAGUGUCUUCUGUCUCUGCUCCUGAUAAUGGGCCUUGGCGCAUGCUUCAGGUUAACUGGGAUGAACCUGAAGUCUUGCAGAAUGCAAAGCGGGUCAGUCCUUGGCAAGUUGAACUUGUUUCCUUCACGCCUGCACUUCAUAGAACAUUCCCCCCAACAAAAAAGUUUAGAUUUGCUCAGGGUUCUGGGCUGUUAAGUGAUAGAGAGGGAGAUCCCUUUUUUCCUAUGACAGUGUUCCCGAAUUCAACAAUUGGACACUUGAAUCAAACAUUGUUGAGUUAUGAUACUUUUCCUGCUGGCAUGCAGGGAGCCAGGCAUGAUCUCUUUUCUGCAUCAAGUUUUUCUAACUUUUUAAAUGAUAACUCUUGUCUGCAUAUGGGUACUAGUUCAUUAGGGAACGAUACAGUGCCAAGGUCAAGAACUGUGCCAACAGAGCUAAACAUUGGCAGUUCUCAAUCUGAUGAAUUGUCACCAGAUAGGCCAGAUAGCCAGAGUAGUUUGCAUUCCUUUGGCACAGAGUUUUUUGGGACCCACAACAGCAUGACCACUAAAUUUGGUUCUGGUUCAAUUCUGCUAUUUGGUAAGAUCAUACAGCCGGUUCAAAGUGGUUUGCGUGAUGCCGACUGCAUGAGAGAUCACGGCAGUAAGGGCUGCAAUGAAACUGAAGGCAUUGACAACCCACUAGAUAAUUCUGUGACUUACUCAAAAUUGCACAGCAGGCUUGAUGUCCAAUGUCAACGAGCCCCACCAGUUGAGGCAUCUUAUUUUUGAAAGUAGUUAUGCAGAUAAGUAGCUGUACAGGUACUUACAGCUGACAGGCAGUUAGACAGACAGGAAGCUAACAACUCUUUGUCCUUGCAAGUUGCAAGUGUUAUAUAUGUUUCGGGGUUAUCUUUUGUUGGUCUUGUUGCAAGUGAUGAUUUAACUUCGUGAUAUUUGGUCUAAGUGUAUCAUAUAAAUA
Messenger RNA from Gastrolobium bilobum, 1881 nucleotides. RefSeq names its product auxin response factor 17-like. Gene Ontology annotation, biological process: regulation of DNA-templated transcription; response to hormone. Gene Ontology annotation, cellular component: nucleus. The record is from RefSeq and is a predicted model, not a curated record. The transcript has 3 exons. Lineage: Eukaryota; Viridiplantae; Streptophyta; Magnoliopsida; Fabales; Fabaceae. Gene Ontology annotation, molecular function: DNA binding. Bases 24 to 1691 code for a protein of 555 amino acids.